Messenger RNA from Hyposmocoma kahamanoa, 501 nucleotides. RefSeq lists its product as uncharacterized. The transcript has 4 exons. The record is from RefSeq and is a predicted model, not a curated record. The coding region runs from base 240 to 401 and encodes 53 amino acids. Lineage: Eukaryota; Metazoa; Arthropoda; Insecta; Lepidoptera; Cosmopterigidae.
AUCAAAAUAAAUUUAAAAUGGAAUCUUGAGACCGCAGAUCAACCUGUCACGAAUCCUAGCACGAUGGCGGGCCAUGACAUGGAAGAUGACCCCAAAUUAAAGGGAAUUUCUCGAUAUUUCAACAGUCAAACCAUACGAGGAAGAGCUAACACUGCUAAACUAACGUGCGCACUCAUCGCUCUUUACUAUUUAUAUCGAAAAACAAGGUAGAAUGAAAAUUAUGGCAGUGACAAAGGUGGAUGGCUGGUGGAGAUUCUGCCGAAGGCGCCAACCUCAAGGGCCUGUCUAAGAUUUUCAACAGUCAUACAUAUAAUGGCAGAGCUAACACAGCAAAGGCUACAUACGCAUUCUUUGGUGUUGUGAUAUUGUACAAUAUCCUUAAACCCAAAUCCAAGAAGUAAUCAGAUUCAUAAAAUUUAUUUAUUGUUUUAGUAUCUUUCCACAGUUAUGUUUUGUUAAGAGCAAUGUACAAUCAUUUAGGAAUUAAUAAAAUUGUGUAAA